Labrus mixtus (cuckoo wrasse) is the source of this 1553-nucleotide messenger RNA. RefSeq lists its product as uncharacterized. The record is from RefSeq and is a predicted model, not a curated record. The coding region runs from base 525 to 923 and encodes 132 amino acids. Lineage: Eukaryota; Metazoa; Chordata; Actinopteri; Labriformes; Labridae. The transcript has 3 exons.
UGUUUUCAUCUUUGUGAUGACAAAAAUGGGUUCUUUCAUUUUUUCUCUCUCUCUCUCUCUCUUCAUGAAAGAACAUGAAAGAAAACAGGAUUUUAACCCCUCAUUUUUGUGAUCAAACCACUAGACCCACCAGCUUCUCCUACUACUCAGGACGUGAGGAUACCGCUGAGGAAGACAUUCAUUUAUUUAGUUCCUCCACUCAUUUAUCUUCCUCCCCCUCGUCUCUAUUUGCCUGACUGGCUGCUGAGCUGACUGCCUCAGCAGCCUGCCUGCCUGCCUGGAUGGUUGGCUCCCUCUCUCUCACUGGACUCUCUCUGGCACUUCACUCACACACUGCGUGAGCUUCGCUGAGUCUGGAGUGGAGAGAGACAGUCAGGCUGCUCAGGCUUUUGGAAGUGGGAAUCUCUGCUGGAUUUUGUCUCUCUGCCUUUUUUGUUUAAUGGACUAUUACAUGAGAGCAGAGGAAAUUUCACACUCUCUUUCCUCCAGCACUGACCACUGACCAUCACUACUGUGCUGCAUCCAUGACUUUACAUACCUGGCUGGUGUACGGGCUUGGAUUUAUCUUGGUUUGGGCACUUUGCUUAACACAGGUCAAAGGGCUGCAGUGCUAUGGCUGCAACAUCAUCCAGGGCCAGAGGUACGUGGACGUGGGCUGCUCCAACCCAGAGGUCAUCACCUGCACCCACUCACACAAAGGCUUCAAACACCGCUUCUGCAUCAAGACAGAGAGCACGGCCCUGGGUAUUGUCCUGACCAGCGGUUGUGCCACAUCCAGACACUGCCAGCAGCAGGAGCUGCCAGGGGUGCGCAUCCACUGCUGUGACUCAGAUCUAUGUAACAGCGCCCCCUCGUGGCAAUCAAGCACACUGCAAUGCAUAGGUGCACUGUUCAGCAUCCUGUUGCUGAGGAUGUGGUUGUGAUAUGGAGGAAAAGGAACACUAAUGGACAAUGGGUAAAAUGUUUUAUAUAAGUAACUCUCAUCUCUCUUCUUAGAUGAUCACGUUUAGGGCUAAAUGAGAGUUUUACUCAGUGAGGUGUUACUGGAUAGCACUUGGAAAUCAUAGCUUUUGUUUCAUUGUACGCUUGGACUUUAAUAGCCUUGUUUCACCAAAACAGAGAUGAAGAUGCAGAAGUCUUCUGUGAUUUUAUUGUGCACACACUAACUGAAGAGUAUAUAUAGUGUUUUGGAAAUCUAUGAAAGAAAGAUCAUAAUAUCAUUAAGUCACUUCAUUAAAAAUGCAGUUUAACACAGAGUUUAUAGAGGCUCAUAUUCACCUGCAACUUAUACAUCAAUCAAUCAAUCAAUCCACUUUCUCUGUAAAGAACUGUUUCUCUUUCUAUAGAUCACAUCUUUGUGAUCUAUAGAAAAUGCAGUAUGUUUUUUGAAGUCACAAGCUACUUACUUUGCCAUAUUGAAGAUAUUUUUUUAGUUGGCCAUCCGGCUCCUAGGCUAAGCUUGGGACUGCACAUUGCAUGUAUUGUGUAGGAUUGUACAGUGAAAGCAUGUCAUGUUGUGAAUUAUUGUAUUAAAAUGUUUCAUAUUUUUCAAA